UCUCUCUCUCUCUCUCUCUCUCUCUCUCUCUCUCUCUCAAACACACACACACACACACACACACACACACCAAAUGCCCCCGUCCAAAGCAGCCAAGAACCUGAGCUCCCUCCUCCGCUCCGCCAUCAAAACCACCGCCUCAAAGCCCGACGACGCAACCCUAAAACACUUCGUCGGCUCCCUCGACACCUCCUCCUCUUCUCCCACCACUUCCACCCCUCACAAACGCUCCACCAAAUCUCGUUCCAAGGCCUCUGUCUCCAAAGCCUUCAGCGAUUUGGCAAUCGAUAGCUUUAAGAUUUACGAGCCGUUGUAUCCUGGUGCUUCAACUUUGGAUGCGGGUUCAUCUGAUUCUAUAGAGGAAAAUGAUGAAUAUGUAGGAAGUGUUUUAGAUACGCCAUGGUUCUCAACCUUGUCACACAGUAACAUUUCGCUCCGCCGUAAAGAAGUAUCGCGUGACAGGAAACAAAAGUGGAUUUUUAAGAGCACCCAAACGCAUCGUUUCGACAGGCUAGUUAAAAUGUGUGGACAAAAGUUGGGGACAGAUGCUACUAUUCAGGUGUUUGGUAAGCUGGGACGGGAAACAGGUGUCAAAGAAUUUAAUGCAUUAAUAGGACUUUGCAUAGUGAAGGCCAGGGAAACUCGAUCUGAAGAUGUUUGGCUACAAGAGAUUUCCAAGGUGUAUAAACUUUUGAUGUUAAUGAGAGAACGAGGUUUUAAGUUAGAGGAAGAAAGCUAUGGUCCAUUUCUGAUGCUUUUAAUCGACAUGGAGAUGGUAGAAGAAUUCCAAUUUUUUUGUGGAGCUAUUCGUGACGGCAAUUCGAACUCGUUAUCAAGAUUUGCUUACUAUGAAAUGCUGCUAUGGAUUAGGGUUAAUAAUGAAGUUAAAAUACAAGAGCUUUGUGAUUUUAUUGCUACUAAUGAUGAGGGGGACAAAACCAACUUUAAAGAACAUUAUUUGUUGGCCUUGUGCGAGAGUGAUCGGAAGAAAGAGGUUUUGCUACUACUGGGAAUUGUUGACAUAACAAAGUUUUCCUCUUUGGAUAAUCUGACAAAUAUCUUUGGAUCUUUGGGGAGGCUUUCAUUGGAGUCCUGCGCAGAGAAAUUCAUAAGGGCAUUAAAAGGCUCUGAUACUGGGGCAGAAAAUAUCUCAAACUUCAUUUAUAGCUAUGCAACUAGUGUGCCAAACUUAGCGGUUGAUGAUGUCAUUUCAAAAUUUAAGCAUCUGCAUUUGGAAUUAGAGGUGGUGCCUUCUUCUGCAGCAUACGAGAAGCUCAUUGGGCAUUGUUGCAAUUCGCUGAAGGCACAUGUAGCUCUUGAUAUAGUUGAUCAGAUGUUUGAAGCAGGUUUGACCUUAUCGAUAGAGACAUUUCAUUCAAUAUUAUGUGCAUGUGAGGAAAGUUGUGACUACAAUUUGGUUCAUCGUAUCUACUCAAUGAUUUGUCAUAACAACUUGAAGCCAAACAAUGAGACCUUCAGGGCUAUGAUAAAUUUGAGGGUAAAAAUGAAAGAUUUUGAAGGUGCAUACAACAUGAUCAAAGAUCUGGAGAAUAUGAACUUGAUGCCUACAGCAGGCAUGUACAAUGCGAUAAUGGCAGGAUAUUUCCGGGAGAAAAACAUGCAUGCUGGUUUGAGGGUUCUUAAGCAAAUGGAGGAUGCAGAUGUAAAACGUGAUUCUCAGACUUUCACCUAUCUUAUAGGGAACUGUGUCCAUGAGGAGGAUAUUGUUAAGUAUUAUGAAGAACUGAAGUGUUCUGGGGUUCAAAUUACAAAGCAUAUCUUCAUGGCACUUAUAAACGCAUAUGCUGCUUGCGGUCAGUUUGAGAAGGCGAAGAAGGUAGUCUUGGACAAAGGAGUACCCGUAAAGAGCUUAAGUGAAAUUAAAAGUGUACUUGCCUCAGCUCUUGCAUCACACGGGCAGAUUUCAGAGGCCCUUGAUGUUUGUGAAGAAAUCAAAGAAGCUGAAUGCAAUCUUGAGCCCAAAGCCAUCAUAUGUCUCAUGGAUCACCUUCAAACUGAAGGGCAGUUGAGUAGAUUGAUUCAACUACUUGAGGAAUUAAAGGAUUCAGAUUUGUGGAUUGAUGGCUGCUGCAAAGUCAUUUUGUAUUGUGUACAAUUCAAGCAUUUAAGUUCUGCUGUUGAUUUGCUGAAGCAACUAGUGGACAAGUUCUGCGAUGAUGAAGUCGCUACAGAAGUUAUUUUUGAUGAGGUAUUUUCAAAAAUUGCCGAGUCGGAGCGUGCAGAUAUGCAGUUUGGCCUGAAUUUGCUUCAAGCCAUUAAGGAACAGCUUGAUGUUCGCCCUUCACGAAAAAGUCUUGAUUUUCUUCUUGGUGCUUGUGCUAGUGCCAAAGACCUGCAGAGUUCUAACCUAAUUUGGAAAGAGUAUCAGAUAGCUGGGCUUCCUUAUAAUGUUUUAAGUUACUUAAGGAUGUAUCAAGCCCUCUUGGCUUCAGGGGCUCACGCAUCUGCAACGAAAAUUCUAAACAAAAUGCCGAAAGAUGAUCCUCAUGUUCAGUGUGUCAUCAAAGCAUGCAAAGCAACUUACAUCGAGCCGGCCUCUGGUAUGGGGAAUAAGAAGAAGAAGACGAAGAAGAAGAAGAAAAAGGAAAUGGCGAGGGAAUAAAAUGCAUGUGGAUUCACAAUGAGAAGUAGGAAAUGAAAAUUAGGAGGUGAGAAGAAUGUGCAGUCGGCAUUGCAGUGUUGCUUAAGCCUUGUAUCCAAAUAGCGGAUUAUUUUAAUUUAAUAUUAAUAUUCAGAAAAGUUCGGACU
Messenger RNA from Rhododendron vialii, 2769 nucleotides. RefSeq names its product pentatricopeptide repeat-containing protein At4g21880, mitochondrial-like. Lineage: Eukaryota; Viridiplantae; Streptophyta; Magnoliopsida; Ericales; Ericaceae. Bases 74 to 2623 code for a protein of 849 amino acids. Gene Ontology annotation, molecular function: protein binding. The record is from RefSeq and is a predicted model, not a curated record. The transcript has 15 exons.